UUUUGCACGUCUAUGUUCAUCAUAGAUGUUGGUAGCAUUAGGCUGCUUGAGGACUAAGCAUGGAAGCAGUAUGUUAAUAUAUCUACCCAACACCACAUGUUUUGUGUAUUAACACUAAAUCACAUACAACCUUGCUUAUUGUUUUACAGGAACAUGCCACCUCCUCAUGGUGGAGGGCUCCAAAAGUCCUGCACUUCUUGCAGCGAAAAGAUUUUCAACGGCUGUAAAACCUGCCCUAAGUGCAAGGCAGCCCAGCCGACUGGGGUGCGGCUGAAAAAAAAAUGGAACAUUUAAAGAAGAACGUGGACGCCUGGGCUGCAAAUAAGAAAAAGCACCAGUGCCUGUCCCAUGUGUGGGACAGUGCAGUGCUGUUGGUGGAGAAGUUAAAUGCCCUUAACUGGCACCCGGUGUUGCUUGUCAAGCCACACCGAACGGCGAAAAUGCUCACCCCAGAGGGCCAGAACACAAACGGCGAAGUGUGCCUGAGGAACAUACAUGAGAUUUAUAAACUCAUGGUGGAAGACACGCCACUGGGUCCAGGAACCACAGCUCCCCCGCCCCCACCAGGACCAGCUAUGGAUACGCAGGGCGAGGAGACGCCUAAUUCUAACCCUAUUGAUCUAGACAACACAGAAGAGGAAUUUAUCCUCAAUCUCAUUCCAAUAGAGAUCAGCCACUUAUCAGGACAAGAAGAUGGCAUUGAGGAAGCGGCGCCCACAAACAAAGAAGAUGGCAUUGAGGAAGCGGCGCCCACAAAAAAAGUGAGAAAGAGAAGGGCUCCUCUGAAGGCACAACAGCCUAAAGAAGAUGGCAUUGAGGAAGCGGCGCCCACAAACAAAGAAGAUGGCAUUGAGGAAGCGGCGCCCACAAAAAAAGUGAGAAAGAGAAGGGCUCCUCUGAAGGCACAACAGCCUAAAGAAGAUGGCAUUGAGGAAGCGGCGCCCACAAACAAAGAAGAUGGCAUUGAGGAAGCGGCGCCCACAAACAAAGUGAGAAAGAGAAGGGCUCCUCUGAAGGCACAACAGCCUAAAGAAGAUGGCAUUGAGGAAGCGGCGCCCACAAACAAAGUGAGAAAGAGAAGGGCUCCUCUGAAGGCACAACAGCCUAAAGAAGAUGGCAUUGAGGAAGCGGCGCCCACAAACAAAGAAGAUGGCAUUGAGGAAGCGGCGCCCACAAAAAAAGAUGGCAUUGAGGAAGCGGCGCCCACAAACAAAGUGAGAAAGAGAAGGGCUCCUCUGAAGGCACAACAGCCUAAAGUGAGAAAGAGAAGGGCUCCUCUGAGCCACAGGGUUGGUGUAAAGGAGGAUGAUGAGAAGACAAGACAAGACAGACAGCCCCCUGGUCUCCAUGGCUACAGGUCCAGCAAAUGAAGAUUGUUUGUCUGAGGGAGAGAAAAAGAGAAAGAAAGAAAAGAUCUGUGUUUGUGUGUGUGUGUUAACUGGGAACACUGAUGAAGGGCUAGACCCGAAACGUUUGUCCCCUGUCUGUCGGUUUUAUUUACAUUUUUCGGCUUUGUUUAAUACAAUUUUUGAUUUUGCAUCCAG
Messenger RNA from Engraulis encrasicolus (European anchovy), 1544 nucleotides. RefSeq names its product brain acid soluble protein 1-like. The coding region runs from base 282 to 1370 and encodes 362 amino acids. The transcript is spliced from 21 exons. NCBI's taxonomy places the organism in Eukaryota, Metazoa, Chordata, Actinopteri, Clupeiformes, Engraulidae. The record is from RefSeq and is a predicted model, not a curated record.